CCCGCCCCGCCCCCGCCCUCCGGAGCCCGCGCCGCGGCUUCCGAAACUACGGGACCAAGUGCCGCCGGGACUGCGGGAGCCGCGCCGGGGACCCAGAGAUAAUCAGGUACCCAGAGGCUCCAGCAGUGGUGUCUUCCCUUCUCGAUGGUGUUUCUGAUGUCCGCUUCAGGAGUCUCCUUGGCCAGACUUGAGAUACGGGGAUAUUAGAGAAGCCCCUGCAUAUAUUCUUCUUGAAAACUUCCAUCAUAGAGGCUCAGAACUUUCUGAAGAAGCCUGAGGAUUUGAAGGUGCUAACAAGCAGAGAAGAAGCCACGGGGACAGGCGGUGGUGAGUGGGCCAUGGAAUAUCCACCAACCAGAUAAUCCUCGCGGAUCGCCGAGACGUGUCUGAAUGUAGGCCGCAGGAGUCCUGAAGGUUGAUGGAGGGCCAUGCUAUUCAAACAGCAGGCGUGGCUGAGACAGAAGCUCCUGGUGCUGGGCAGCCUUGCCGUGGGGAGUCUCCUGUAUCUAGUCGCCAGAGUUGGGAGCUUGGAUAGGCUACAACCCAUUUGCCCCAUCGAAGGCCGAUUCGGAGCGCGCAGCCAGGCCGAGUUCCCUCUCCGCGCCCUGCAGUUCAAGCGUGGCCUGCUGCACGAGUUCCGGAAGGGCAAUACUUCCAAGGACCAGGUUCGCCUCCAUGACCUGGUCCAGCAGCUGCCCAAGGCCAUUAUCAUUGGGGUGAGGAAAGGAGGCACCAGGGCUCUGCUUGAGAUGCUGAACCUCCAUCCCGCUGUGGUCAAAGCCUCUCAAGAAAUCCACUUUUUUGACAAUGACGAGAAUUAUGCCAAGGGCAUCGAGUGGUACAGGAAAAAGAUGCCCUUUUCCUACCCACAGCAAAUCACAAUCGAAAAGAGCCCCGCGUAUUUUAUCACGGAGGAGGUUCCGGAGAGGAUUUACAAAAUGAACUCAUCCAUCAAGUUGUUGAUCAUUGUCAGGGAGCCAACCACAAGAGCUAUUUCUGAUUACACUCAGGUGCUAGAGGGGAAGGAGAGGAAGAACAAAACUUACUACAAGUUUGAGAAGCUGGCAAUAGACCCUAAUACCUGUGAAGUGAACACCAAGUACAAGGCGGUAAGAACCAGCAUCUACACCAAACAUCUGGAAAGGUGGUUAAAAUACUUUCCCAUUGAGCAGUUCCACGUUGUCGACGGAGAUCGCCUCAUCACGGAACCUCUGCCAGAACUUCAGCUCGUGGAGAAGUUCUUAAAUCUUCCCCCGAGGAUAAGUCAAUACAACUUAUAUUUCAAUGCUACCAGAGGGUUUUACUGCUUGCGAUUUAACAUUAUCUUUAAUAAGUGCCUGGCGGGCAGCAAGGGGCGCAUUCAUCCGGAGGUGGACCCCUCUGUCAUUACCAAAUUGCGCAAAUUUUUUCACCCUUUCAAUCAAAAAUUUUACCAGAUCACUGGGAGGACAUUGAACUGGCCCUAACAUGACAAGCCCCAUAACACUGUGUGUUGUGGCUGGAGGCACACAAGGUCUCCCUCUAGCUUAAAACAUGCACUUUUCUUAGACACAACCAUCCAAGUCAUUUUUCCACGUGCACUUGUACAUACACCGUGGGCGACCAAAUAGAAGAUGGAUUCUUUUUCUAUUGAAAAUCCACAAAAAAAAAAAAAAAAAAGAAAAAAUGAUUUGCUGUCUGAGUAGUUGCAUCUUUGGAGCUAUAUCCAGAAAGAAAAGGUGGUGGUCUUGGGGGGGACAGUGGCGUCAGCUGUUCUCCAAGAGUUAGUCUUCCUUGGAGUCAGAAUCUGUGCCUGCUAUUUUCAUAGAGUUAAGCCAAAAGAUUAUGCGUGAAGACGGUACGGACGGCCGUGGAGCUCCGGGAAGUAGAGGAUUCGGUCGCGCAUUCUCUUCCAAGGGAAGGCCGGCUCUGUAAUCCAGAUACUGAAUUGGUGCCGCGAAAACAGAAAACGCUAUUUUCUUAUCAUUUAAAAGAAUGUCUCGUCUCAUAGAAUUGACAUUGUUCCAAAGUUCCUGUGGUGAUUUUGCACUAUUGUUUUCUCGUACAGACCAUGGUGUCACUUGUAGCAUGUCAGCCACACAUCUGAAAGUCGAGGUCCUUCUACGUCCAUGUUCUGUGUCAACAAAGAGAAACGUCAUGUACAUAAUGUAUAUUGUUGUAAAUACUGGUUUCACACUAAGUAAUUCUAUUUUGUAAACUGAAUAUGGCUAUUU
Nyctereutes procyonoides (raccoon dog) is the source of this 2213-nucleotide messenger RNA. RefSeq names its product heparan sulfate-glucosamine 3-sulfotransferase 5 (gene HS3ST5). The coding region runs from base 429 to 1466 and encodes 345 amino acids. Lineage: Eukaryota; Metazoa; Chordata; Mammalia; Carnivora; Canidae. Gene Ontology annotation, molecular function: [heparan sulfate]-glucosamine 3-sulfotransferase activity. The record is from RefSeq and is a predicted model, not a curated record. The transcript has 5 exons.